CUAUUUGUAAACACACUUUUAUGUAAAAUUGACAUUUUAUGAUUUGAAAGGAGCUCCCUGGAACUGUUCAUUUAAAAUCCUUUUGGUGCUAAUCAAAGUGGUCCUGUGUUCUCUUGUUCGGGAAGAAGCAGGAGGUUUUGCUUUCCAAGAAUUUUCCCCUUUGCUUUCCAGGAACAAUUUACAAACAAAAUCCAUGUUUAUUUUACUGCAGCAGCAUUGUGUUUGUGCACAGUGUGAUAUUUCAGUGUCUGAGAAGCAGUGAUCAACAGUAAUUUUAAUUCCCAGCCCAGCAGGUCCAAGUUUCAGAAAAGAAAAAGGCAUAAAUGAUCAAACAAAGGAAUUACUUCAGAGGAGUCAUAAGGCAAAAGUCUCACUYGAAUGUAAAGGUACUCAAGUUCUCACACUGGUGUUGUUCUUUGAAAAGAAGAUCUAAACUUUUAAAACCAGAAGGUCCUUCUCAGUGAAGAUAAACAGGGAGGGAGAGGAGCUGGAGGGGAUAAACUAAAAUAACUGAAGCAGUGAUGAAGGACUCAACUCUGUGUCUUUUCUAAGAGCAGUGUGGAAAUCUUUCCUGUUGAAAGCCCCCAAGCAACCACUGAUCUGGCAUUUGACUAAACAAAUUGAUUUYUGUGAGGAAGAAGCAAUCCUGAAACUUCUGUGGCUCUGGGCUGACUGAGAAGUGAGGGGUGCAGRGGCUGGAACUGUCAGGAGUGUGGUCUGACCAGAAUGAACCGGGCUGGAGGUUUGAUUGAAGUCAUGGCUGCCUGGGGAGGUGCAGAGGAGGUGCUGCAGGGCAGGGGAGCAGCUGUGCARAUACAGCCUCUGGACUGAGCCUUGCUGCCUAUCAGAUACCAGCACCUCAGUCCUACUGCACAUCACAUCUGGUCCCAAGCAGGAGGAACAGCACUUGUCCGUGUAGAAUGUCCAGUGAAGCUCCUGGAAGGAGAGGGAGUUUGGCCAUCUUGGUUUGGACUCGGUGAUCCUGUGAGUCCCUUCCAGCUCAGAAUAUCCUGUGAUUCUGUGACCCCACAUGACCCUGGUAUGGCUGCCCAUGAGGAGUUACUUGCACAUGCCUCUGCCACUCUGUAAAUCGCCACCAAGGACAUCUGCCCGAGCCUUGGAUCUAUGUUGGAGGCUCUUCAUGGUGACUUCAAAUACAUUUGGGACAGCUCCUGCCUCACAGUUCCCCUUUCCACCACUGCUGAACGUCUGUUGAUGCCAACAGGCCUCAGCCGGCAGGGGCCAUGCGAUGCUCCCUGAAACGCUCCCUCACGGCUCUGCUUGCUGCCUCCUUCCUCCUCCUCCUCCUUCUCCAUGGGGGCAACCGGCAAGAACAGGAACCCCUGGAGGUGGAGCUCAGGGGCCUGGCCCCCGACACGAUCCUGCAGCUGCUAAAGCCGGAGGGAGCCCAGCGCAUCCUCAGGGACAUGGCCGAGCCCUCUGCACUUCACAAUGUCUCCUACCAGCUCCUCGCUGGCUCCCKGGUGCCCCGAAAAAAAUUCCUGGCAGUGGGAUUGGCAUCUGUGCAGAGGCCACGUGGUUUCUACCUCCCAGCCACACUCGAGUCCCUCUUCAGCCAGUCCACAGAGGAGGAGCUGCAAGAGAUGGUGGUGGUGGUGCACCUGGCCGACACGGAUCCUGGCUGGAACGUGCAUGUCGCUGCCACCAUCGCCCGGAAAUUUGCUCGCCACAUCCUUCUGGGCCGCCUCCUGCUCAUCCACGCUCCCCUUGAGUUCUACCCCACCCUGGAAGGCCUCAAGAGGAACUUCAACGAUGCAGAAGAGCGGGUGAGGUUCCGCUCCAAGCAGAACGUGGACUACGCCUUCCUGCUUGCCUUUGCCGCCAACCUUUCCUCCUACUACCUAAUGAUUGAGGAUGACGUGUGGAGCGCCAGGUCCUUCCUGACGGCCAUCCGCAGGGCGCUGGCUUCCCAGGAGGGCUCUAACUGGGCCACCCUCGAGUUCUCCAAGCUGGGCUACAUCGGGAAGCUCUACCGCUCCAGUGAUCUUCCUCGCCUGGCUCACUUCCUCUUCCUCUUCUACCAGGAAAUGCCCUGUGACUGGCUGCUGGUUCACUUCCGCCAACUGCUCACCCAGAGGGACGUGAUCCGCUUCAAGCCAUCCCUCUUCCAGCACAUGGGCCGCUACUCCUCCUUCCAGGGCACCAUCAACCGGCUGGAGGACGAGGAUUUCCAGGCUGACGCCUUGGACCUCCCAGACAACCCACCAGCAUCCCUGUACACCAGCAUGUCUGUCUUUGAGAACUACGAGCCCCUCAAGGCCUACAGCUCAGCACAAGGGUACUUUUGGGGCAAAGACCCAGCAGCUGGCAGUACCUUUUCCAUCGUGUUCCAGCAGCCAGCCCGGGUCAGCCGUGUGCGGGUGCGUACAGGGUCCGCAGAGCGCCCGGGUGAUUUCCUGCACGCGGGGCUGCUGGAGCUGGGCCAGCACCGGGACCAUGGCCGGGACUGCUCCUCCUACGUUCCCGUGGGCUCCUUUGAGAAGGGGACUGCUGAGCAGCGGGGUCUGGAGAGGGUCCUUCCUGGGCCUGUGGAGUGCGUGAGGAUCCGGGUGACCCGGGACCAGAGCGAGUGGCUUAUCAUCCAGAGCAUCGACAUCUGGACCAUGGCAGGCACCUGACCUCGGGUGUGGCAGGAUGUCAAAGCAGCUGGAUUUGGUUCUAAGAGCUUUAUUUUUUUCA
Messenger RNA from Malurus melanocephalus (red-backed fairy wren), 2700 nucleotides. Its product is annotated as alpha-1,6-mannosyl-glycoprotein 4-beta-N-acetylglucosaminyltransferase-like. The coding region runs from base 1245 to 2639 and encodes 464 amino acids. Gene Ontology annotation, molecular function: acetylglucosaminyltransferase activity. The record is from RefSeq and is a predicted model, not a curated record. The transcript is spliced from 4 exons. Gene Ontology annotation, biological process: protein N-linked glycosylation. NCBI's taxonomy places the organism in Eukaryota, Metazoa, Chordata, Aves, Passeriformes, Maluridae.